Cololabis saira (Pacific saury) is the source of this 777-nucleotide messenger RNA. Its product is annotated as phospholipase A and acyltransferase 3-like. The transcript is spliced from 6 exons. The record is from RefSeq and is a predicted model, not a curated record. Gene Ontology annotation, cellular component: cytoplasm. The coding region runs from base 148 to 717 and encodes 189 amino acids. Gene Ontology annotation, molecular function: A2-type glycerophospholipase activity; glycerophospholipid phospholipase A1 activity. Lineage: Eukaryota; Metazoa; Chordata; Actinopteri; Beloniformes; Belonidae. Gene Ontology annotation, biological process: N-acylphosphatidylethanolamine metabolic process.
CUGUAUAUAAGAUGCUACACUCCUCUGCCUCAACACACUUCCAUCCUCUCACAGCAGAAGGUGCAGUUGCACUAACUUCCUUUAUUUUCAAUCAAAUUUAAUCAGCACAACAGUCUCAGGACUCUUUAUAAAAAGAAAAAACACAACAUGAGGGCUCUCAUCCUUGUUGCUUUGAUCCUUCAUCUGACGCUUUCAUUAACGGCAGAUGAAGCACCGGUAGAGGAACUAAAGUUUGGAGAUAUAUUAGUAUUUCCAAGAGGGGGUCUGUACAACCACUUUGGUUUGUAUGUGAAAGGUUCCGACAAGGAGUACCCUGGAGAUUACAUAGAACGCAACCUUCUCAAUAUAGUAAAAAAAAAUAAAGUUGAAAGAUCCGCAGACAUUGCUUUUGCCAAUUUAGAAAAGAAAACGUAUUCUGUGAACAAUUCUUUGGAUAAAGCAUUUGAUGGGAGCAAGAGGACACCUAAGCUCAUAAACGAACGCAUUGCGUUAGCGUGGAAAGAUCCUGGAAAAUACAGUAUGAAAAGUAACAAUUGUGAGCAUCUUGCAACAUUCUUGAGAUAUGGUGUAGGAAAUUCAGAACAGCUUGGAACCCUUCUGGGUAAAUGCGUGGUAGAAAAGACUUGUGAUCACUGGAUACAAGUCUAUAAACAUAUAUUAACCUCAAACACAGAAAGUUUAGAAGAAGCAGAAGAUGCCGCAGUGGCUGGCGGAUAAGAACUGCUAGACAAUCCUGUCAGCAUCACUUGCUCUUUUGAGUAUUCUAAGCAUAUAACA